UGCAUUUGAACGGAGCGAGAACUCACGAAACACAUACUCCAAAUUAAGAAGUUGAAAAAAUCAAGAGAACCGGAUAUUGGGAUAGAAGUGAUGACAAUGUUGGAAUGGUGCGUUGGAAUUGCAACCACCCUGCUGAUUUUUCUCAUCUACUUUGCAUAUUUCUUCAAAUUCAACUGGGUGAAAGACAUGAGAGCUGAAACUAAGACGCAACAGUUACGCAACUUUUACAUGAGUAACAAACAUCGGAAGGGCAAACUACCUCCGGUAUAUCCAAACGGAUGGUUCGCUCUGCUCGAAAGUUCGCAGAUAAAAAGUGGUCAGGUGAAACAUGUGUCUGCUCUCGGCGAAAAUUUCGCGGUAUUCAGAACUGAAAAAGGCGAUGUCAACAUUUUAGACGCAUAUUGCCCGCAUUUAGGGGCAAAUAUGGCCGAGGGUGGCCGUGUCAAGGGAGAUUGUCUGGAGUGUCCUUUUCAUAACUGGACGUUUCGCGGAGAGGAUGGCUACUGCGAAAACAUACCUUAUACUGAAAAAGUGCCACAUAUCGCCAGAGCAAAAGUUUGGAAGAGCUGCGAAGUGAAUCACAUUAUCUUCGUCUGGUACCACUCUGAAUCAGCUGAGCCAGACUGGCAACCCCAACCGUAUACAUGCAUCUCCAACGGGUCCUGGCGUUACCAAGGUCGCAAUGAGUACCUUGUUAACAGCCACAUACAGGAUAUAACUGAGAAUGGGUCUGAUUCCACGCAUCUCAACGCACUGCAUGGUCCAGGUCCAUGGUUCUCUGGCAACUUUUCCUGGUUAGCUCGUCACUCAUGGACUGUUUACACGAAUUGGCGGACACAUUGCGAUAAUCAAACGGACGAGGAUGAAGAAACAAUAAAGACGAGCGCCAAAUUGAAGAAUCAAAUGCGCGCGUCAAUCCACUCAAUCGAGAAUGACAAAGGGAAUGAUCACUUUGUAAUCUCACAGAACAGCAGUAAAGAGAGACACAAGGUCAGUGUGCAUGUGGGCCACAAAUUGAUCUUGUUAGAACGUUUUAGCGUAAUGGAGGUGGAUAUAUAUGCCGAACAAAUUGGACCUGGCUACGUCGAGAUGACGUUCAAUACGUCGAUCGGGUCUAUGUGCAUACUGUUCAUAAUAACGCCGGUCGAACCGCUGCUACAACGGGUGAUUCAUCUGAUCUUCUCGCCACCUCUGCUAGCGCCAUACGCCAAUCUGAUUUUCCUGGGCGAUCGAGUGAUGUUUGAGCGCGACAUUAGGAUAUGGAACUCUAAGAAAUUCGAGCAACACCCGAUCCUGGUGCGCGAGGAUCGCACUAUCCAAGUAUUUCGUCGUUGGUAUUCACAGUUUUACUCUGACCAUAGUCCCACCUAUCAAAUGGCCAUGAAAGAUCUACAGUGGUAG
Molecule: messenger RNA, 1401 nt
Organism: Trachymyrmex cornetzi
Lineage: Eukaryota; Metazoa; Arthropoda; Insecta; Hymenoptera; Formicidae
Product: cholesterol 7-desaturase
Exons: 5
Coding region: 91-1401 (436 amino acids)
Biological process (GO): cholesterol metabolic process
Cellular component (GO): cytoplasm
Molecular function (GO): oxidoreductase activity; 2 iron, 2 sulfur cluster binding
Source: RefSeq, a predicted model, not a curated record